GUUAAUACUCAGUUGUAUAGUCAGCAAGAAAAGAGUGAAUUGCAAAGGGUCAUUGAGUUAAUGCUGGCUUUUAAUCUAAAUUAUCGACAGGAGAGAACACCUGAGGGAAUUUAUAACUAUGUUCUUGAUCCGAAUAUUGAGGAGCUAAUAAAAUUAGGCAAUUUGAAACCGAAAAGAAUGCUUACAUAUUCUGCGAAACAAAUGAUUGCGAGAGAGGUUGAGAUGGAACAAAUGAGGAAAGGUGAUAAUGCAACUGAUGUGAAAGAGGAAAAAGUUAAAAAGGAGAGUGAUACUAAGAGAAUUCUUGAACCAAAAACUGCACAAAAAAAGGAAAUUGAAGCUGAAAAACCCAUGUUAGAUUUUUUUGGAAGACGAAUUAUUGUACCUGAAAAUUCAAAAGCUGCUGUUAAAGGUGAUCCCAGAGAAGAGGUUUGGAUUCGUUUUAAAGAAGGUUAUAGCAAUGCUGUAAGACGAAAUGUUUAUAUCAAAGACUUGUUAUGACCUUUAUAUUGAAUAAGUAAUAUAUUUUUUUGAUAGAUUGUGUAAAUGUUUUCAUGUAUUUUGCUAACUAGAUAAAAGGAAUUUCUGUAAUAAAUAUAUUUAGUAUAAACA
This is a messenger RNA of Stegodyphus dumicola, 612 nucleotides long. It is a transcript of the gene cutlet, whose product is annotated as chromosome transmission fidelity protein 18 homolog. Gene Ontology annotation, molecular function: ATP binding; ATP hydrolysis activity. NCBI's taxonomy places the organism in Eukaryota, Metazoa, Arthropoda, Arachnida, Araneae, Eresidae. The record is from RefSeq and is a predicted model, not a curated record.